This is a messenger RNA of Tarenaya hassleriana, 927 nucleotides long. Its product is annotated as pumilio homolog 18-like. The coding region runs from base 10 to 927 and encodes 305 amino acids. NCBI's taxonomy places the organism in Eukaryota, Viridiplantae, Streptophyta, Magnoliopsida, Brassicales, Cleomaceae. The record is from RefSeq and is a predicted model, not a curated record. The transcript has a single exon. Gene Ontology annotation, cellular component: cytoplasm. Gene Ontology annotation, biological process: post-transcriptional regulation of gene expression. Gene Ontology annotation, molecular function: mRNA binding.
AUAUAGCUGAUGUCCAGCGUCAUGUUCAACGGCUUCUCGUCCGCCGCCGGAGGGAACAGAGCUCCGCCGCAAUCCCCCUCAACAGCCGCCCUGGAACUCUUCUGGGUGUUCGACCUGUUUAUUGCCGGUGGUAGAAUCGCCGAACUGGCGUCACUCGUCACUGGAGACAACAAUCUCUUCCUUACGCUGGCCAGAGAUCGCAUGGGUUCAAUCAACCUCCGCAGACUCCUGGGAAGAUCCGUCCAGAUCGACGACAUGUUCUUCGACGCCGUAAUCUCGGUGUUCCUCCCGAUUAUGAAGCUCAAGUACGGACACCACGUGGCCAUGCGGACGGUGGAGGCAGCGGACAGGGAGAAGAAGAACGCGUUCUACUCGGCGGUGGAGACCCACUUCCUCGAGCUGGCCUACGACGAGAAUGGCUGCGUCGCCCUCAACGAAGCCAUCACGGCCGUGGCCGGGCCGCACAGGCAGAGGAUUCUCGACCUGGUCGCGGAAAACGCGGUGGGGUUAAGCAUGGACACGUCAGGAAACUUCGUGGUGCAGCAUGUUCUGAAACUGAGUAACCCCUUGUGCACGGAAAAGAUGGCGUCGAAGCUGAAGGGACAUUACGUCCUCCUGUCGUUCCAGAAGUACGGGAGCUACAUCGUGGAGAAGAUUCUGGAGCAUCCGCCCACCACGCAUCUGGUUCUAGGCGACCUGAUAGAGUGCAGCGACCGCGAGCUCAUGAGACUGGCCGGGAACAAGUACGGGAACUACGUCCUGCAGAGGGCGCUGGAGAACACAUUUGUCCGUCGGCCCAAUCUUUACGCGAGGCUCGUGACGAAGUUGGAUCCCUUCUCCGGGAGGGUUUUGUGUGGCGGUCACGCCAGAAACGUCAUCGACUUGGUGCAUAGAUUCGACAAUCUCCUCCGUGAAGUCCUCCAGUGA